This is a messenger RNA of Xylona heveae TC161, 4323 nucleotides long. RefSeq lists its product as hypothetical. The record is from RefSeq and is a predicted model, not a curated record. The transcript has 5 exons. Lineage: Eukaryota; Fungi; Ascomycota; Xylonomycetes; Xylonales; Xylonaceae. Gene Ontology annotation, cellular component: nucleus; chromatin. Gene Ontology annotation, biological process: mitotic sister chromatid cohesion; DNA repair. The coding region runs from base 1 to 4323 and encodes 1440 amino acids.
AUGCCGACGAGGAGCCGUGCUAGUGCCGCUGCAGCGGCCGCAACAACAGAAGAAACUGAAGCCGAGCCAGAAAUUCAAGAAUCACUCGGCCAUUUACAGUUCGAUGAGCCAUUGACAUGGCGCGCAGGGAAAGCUAUUCCGGUCGCCGAGCUUCUGCGACGGCUCCAGGCGCUGUCAAAAGAAUUGCGGGACAUGGAACAAGAGGAAGCUGAGCGAGAUUCGUUUACCAAGGUCGCAAAGGAGCUUGCUACUCAUAAUCUUUUAACACAUAAAGAUCGCGGCGUUAGGGCAUGGACUGCAUGCUGCGUGGUGGACAUUCUGCGCUUGUGUGCGCCGGAUGCGCCUUACACCGGAUCGCAAUUGCGAGACAUCUUCACGCUCAUCGUGACAUCGAUCUUGCCAGCCUUGGCUGACCCUGCUGAUCCUUACAAUACGCAACACAUGUAUGUCUUGCAGUCGCUAGCGCAAGUCAAGAGUAUUGUCCUGCUUACGGAUAUCCCGUCUUCCGACUCCUUAAUCCUACACCUCUUCACAUCAUUCUUCGAUAUCAUGUCUGGUUCUUCGAAAUCAUCAUCUGGAGAGGAGUUGGGAAAGAAUGUCGAAUAUCACAUGACGGCAAUUUUGGUGAUCCUGGUUGACGAGGCAGGCAACUUGCCGGCGGAGGUGAUCGACGUGAUUGUCGCUCAAUUCCUACGAGCGGACCCUCGAGCGAUCGCAGCGGGAAAUAACAACGGCAAUGGCAAGAACAAAAAGUCUGCAGCAUUGGCUGUACAAGAUGAUAAGCAAUCCACACUUCUACUAAAAGAGUUGCCCCCCGCCUACACAGUUGCCAGAACACUCUGUAAUUCGUGUCCGGAGAAGAUGGCACGGUAUAUUAGCCAUUAUUUCAGCGAUGUCAUUGUGGAUGCAUCAGCAGCGCCGAGCGGAGAAAGCAAUCCGAAAAAGCCAGGUCGCAAGAGAAAUGAUGAGCAAGCGGAUUCCGAUGAAGACGAAGGACCAAGUGGUCCUACCGAAGAAGAUCUCAAGGAACUCAACAAGGCGCAUAGACUCCUUCGAGAGCUAUGGCGAGCUUCCCCUCCCGUGCUUCAGAACGUAAUCCCUCAACUAGAGGCUGAGUUAUCGACGGAAAAUGUGCAACUCCGACUGCUCGCGACUGAGACCCUGGGCGACAUGGUUGCAGGCAUCGGAGCUGCUGGCCCACCGCAACCUCCAGUCAUGGACCCGGCUAUCUACCCUCCUCCAACACUGACCACUUACUCCGACGCAUCGCCAAGCCAAAGCAUCAUGAACGUUCCGUCUUCCCCCCAGCCCUUUUCCCAGACUCAUCCUGCAACAUAUAGUAAUUUCCUUGCUCGCCAGCGGGACAAAUCGGCCUUGAUUCGUGCCGCGUGGACCACUUGCAUAGGUUGGAUUCUCGCCACCUCUUCAGGCGGAGUAGGCCUCAGUCCUCAGGAGGAACAGACAUUGGUGGACUGCCUCGCUCGUAUGCUGGUCGACUCCGACGAAAGGGUGCGCAUUGCCGCCGUCAAGGCGGUUGGGGUCUUUGGCUUUCGGGAUGUUGUUCUUAAGCUCGGAUCUAGAGGUGGGGUAACUGACCAAAAUUCCGUGCUUUGCAAUAUUGCAGAGCGAGCUAAAGAUCGCAAACCUGGAGUACGCGUCGAGGCCAUGACUGUUCUCGGACGGAUUUGGGGCGUUGCUGCUGGGGAAAUCGCUGCUGGCAAUGCUUCUGUUGCCGAUGUUCUUUCCGGCAUACCCUCGAAACUUUUUGAAUCUUUCUACGUUAACGAUCUUGAAAUCAAUGCCUUACUUGAUCGCGUCAUCUUCGAGCUUCUCUUACCCCUCAGCUAUCCUCCAAUCAAGGCGAAGGGUCACAAGGCUGUCAAUGGAAGUUCGCAGAGAGUCAAAGACAGCCAACCCAACGAAUCUCCAGAGAUAAGUGACGCUGAUCCCGACAAAACUCGGGCUGAGCGGAUUCUUAUUCUGGUAAAGGGACUUGAAACGAGGCCGAGGACUGCCUUUUUCGCUCUUCAGUCACGGCAGGUUGUCAUGGCCAAAGUGAUGACUAUCUUCCUAAAACGCUGCGAAGAGUAUAACGGUGGUGUCAUUGAUGGCAAUGAAGCUGAGAUUAAGUCGCACAUGACUCGUCUGAUUGAUUACUUUGCAAAGACUUUUCCUGAUUCUGUGAAAGUCACGGCCGAUCUCUGGAAGUUUGCUAAAAUGCAUGAUCGGCGAAGCUACCAGCUUAUUCGAUUCUGCCUUGCGCCUGAGAGCGACUAUCGAACGGUUUAUAAAGCUAUUCGCGAAUUCUCCAAGCGAAUCGAAUCAGCUCCGGGUGCUUCAGCGGCUUUGCUUGAGACUCUGGUACCGUUGCUCUACCGGGUCAGUUUGCUCGUCUUCAACAAGAGCCAUGUGCCUUUUAUCAUGGAGUACUCCCGAACCGAUCAGCGCAGUUUGGGCGGGACAGCCCAUGAAUUGCUCAAAGAGAUAUCAACAACCACGCCCGAGGUUUUCCGGGCACACGUCAAGGAGCUGUGCAAAGUCCUCCAGGAGCAAGCUCCUUCAGCCAAACGGACCAAUGAACCAGGCGCUGUGGAUACUCUGAAAGCAUGCGCGACUUUUGCGGCGAAAUUUCCAGGAGAAAUGCCAAAAGACCGAAGAUUUAUGCAGGCUUUACUUGAUUUCACACUCUAUGGAUCACCUCCUCAUGCUGCCAAGCACGCCGUAUCCAUUACGUUGGCAGUGUCCGACAGAAAGGAAAUGUACGUGCGAGAUCUUUUGCAAAAGUGCACCAAGGACUUCAAAUACGGAUCGGCGAAUUUCCUUGCUAAGUUGGCCACGCUGAGUCAAAUCGUCCUUAUUGCGCCGAAGGAAGUCGAAGAAGAAGGAGACGCCAUCGUCGAUAUCGCCAUUGAUCAAAUCCUUCUUCGGCAAGGAACCACAUCCACAGAGACGGAAGACAAGUGGGACGACGAAGUCACGGACGAGCUGCACGCCAAAAUGUGGGCUCUUCGGAUCCUUGUCAAUCGACUGCGCUCCCACCCGGAUCAAACCACCCUCAAAGAGGUCUCGCAGCCCGUAUUCAGAUUACUCAACACUCUAAUAACUAAUCAGGGAGAGCUAUCCAAGAAGAAGGAUACUCCUCCCGCCCACAAGUCGCGGCUGCGCCUUCUCGCAGCACAAUUGUUUUUGAAGCUCUGCACAAAUAAGGCAUUUGACGACUUACUCUCCGCCGAGGAUUUCAACAGACUGGCGCUGACCGCGCAAGACGCUCUGUUCCCUGUGCGCCAAGCUUUCAUCACCAAAUUGCGAAAAUACUUGGGACAGAACAAACUCCCGUAUCGCUUCUACUCGGUUGUAUUCCUCAUGGCAUACGAGCCGAACGAGGAAUUCCGGGAAGAGACCGUCGUCUGGAUCCGCGCCCGGGCUGCCAUUCUCAACCAACACAAGAGCACCGCGAUGGAGAGCGUGUUUGCGCGACUGAUCAGUCUGCUCGCGCAUCAUCCAGACUUUGGCAAAAGUGAUGAAGACUUGUGUGAUUUUGCGCGCUAUAUCCUUUUCUAUCUCCAGCAAGUCGCGUCCGAAGAGAAUCUGUCGUUGAUAUACCACAUCGCGCAACGCAUAAAGCAAUCGCAAGACGCCAUCGAUGAGUCUAAAAGCGAAAAUCUCUACUAUCUUUCUGAUCUCUCCCAGGCGGUCAUCAAAAAAUACGAGGAACUACAUGGAUGGAAUCUCCAGACGUGGCCCGGAAAAUUACGCAUGCCGGGAUCAUUAUUCAAGCCGCUGGAUUCGCGCGACUCUGCGCAAAAUAUUGCCACCACGAAUUACCUCUCUGAAGACCUCGACGAGCUGCUGGACAGGCUUGUCAGGGCGGCAGUCAGAGGUAAAUCGAAAAAGCGCAAGUCCGAAGCCGUCGACGAGACAACCGCCAAGAAACGUCGAGCAGCAGUCUCGACCCCGUCGUCAAAGCCAAAAGCACAGCCAGCAUCGACGCGGAAAAACGGCACCAAGACGAAGAGUACCCCUCGCCGAUCCCAACCAAAGAAGCCGAAACACGACUCCCCGCCGCCCAGCGAACGUCGACGCAGCGCCCGCGCUGCGGCCGCACACCGCAAAUCAUACGCCGAAAGCGAUGGAGAUGAGGAUGAAGUCAUGCAUGAAGAAGAUGAUGAUGACCAAGGGGAAGAAGAAGAGGAGAAGGAGCUUGAAGAAGAGGACGAGAAUGAGAGUGAAGAAGAGAAUGGAAAUGAAAGUUCGCCCCCAGGAGAAGGACACGAUGACGACGAUGACGACGGGGCACUCAGUGAUCCUCCUGACUCUGAUUAG